AAUUUAUUCCACAAAUAUCUAAAUAAAUCGAAAACAAAGAUACAUAAAUUUAUUAAAGAAAGAAAAUGGAAAAAAUAAAAAAUAGGACUAGUAGAAAACAUGUUCUUCUCUCUUCUCUGCUUCCGCGGGUCACCCACACUCGUUUAAAACCCUAAAUUUUCAGACAUCGAGACCGCUAAAGGUGAAGCGCUCUCCACAAAAUUUUGAACAAAUACUAAAUAAAUACUACGAUAUUCAGCAUUCAUGAGAGGGACGAAGCGCGCAGCGAUUUCCGAAUCCGCUCAACUUUCGCAGAGCAAGAGAGUAACAAUGGGGUCGCCGUUCGAUGCGCUCAAGGCGGAUCAAUCAAGCCCGCAGCUGCCGUUGGAUGCGAAGAGGGCUGAAUCAUCAAAACAGCAUGUGAGAGCUCUCAACACCCAGUUUGCAAGUUGGGUACAAGCUCAGCUACACAACCACCCAGAUGAGCUUUGGGAAGAUGGAGUGCAGGACUACUUAAAUCAUGCUAAAAGCAUCAUGGACAAAUUUAGUGACGUGGUAAACUGGCUGAAAGCAAAUUCUUCAAAAGGAGAGAGUCCAGGCGAGCUUCGUUCUAAUGAGGCUCAAACGAAACCCACAUCAGAGGUUGACAAGAACAGCCAUAAGUUAGUUUUGGAGAAACCGGGAUUCCCUUCAUUUUCUGCAGCAGCUUUUGCACCAAUUUCUGGAAGUUGGAAUUUUGGAAAUGACACUCAAUCUAAACCUGCAUCUGAGAUCGAUAAAAGUAGUCAAAGCAUAGAUUGGGGCAAACCUGUGUUUCCUGAAUCUUCUGUAGCUUCAUCACCAAGCCUUGGAAAUUGGCCUUCUGGGAAUGUCUUUGUUAACAGUGCCCCUUUCUCAUUUGGAGGAAAUCAGUUCUUGGUCACUGGAAAUUCAAAUGCAAUUCCAUUUGGUAAUGCAACUUCCAGCGAGGCUGAUGGGGAAGAGGAUGUUGAACAGCCUGGCAGUCCAUCUGUAAAGAAAAGCCAAGAGGAAGGAAUAGUUCUCGUUCAUGAAGUAAAAUGCAAACUUUAUGUAAAGUCAAAUGAUCCAGAAGACAAAGAUGCUUGGAAAGAUAAAGGCAUGGGUCAACUUAAUAUCAAAUGCAAGGAAGGCAUUAGUAAGGGCACCAAGGAAUCAAAACCGGUCAUUGUUAUUCGUAAUGACGUGGGAAAGCUUCUGCUAAAUGCUUCGUUGUACCCAGGCAUCAAAACAAGCAAGCAAAAAAAUUCAGUAGUAGCAAUAUUUCAUACUUCGGCUGAUGGUGAUAACAAUGAUGCUGUUGUUGCUCGGACCUUUUUGAUGAGAACCAAAACAGAGGAGGACAGGGAUAAACUUGCAGCUGCAAUUCAGGAAUAUGCUCCUGCAGGCUGAGAUUUGGGGAAAUGACAAGAAACAUCGUGUAGUACAACUAGCUGAAGAUCACCAUGCUGCAUAAAUGUGGUUUCACCAGUGAUGGUCCGUAUUUAAAGAUUUUUAGGAGCUCUAAAUUAAAACUUGAGGAGGCCCCAAAAUGCAGAAGGCGUACUUACGGAUGAUCGACUAGGUUGCCUGCACUCUGGUUAGCAUCGAAAGAACAUUUCCUCACACCAUUGUGCUACUUCUGUAUGAUGUUGCUGUCAGAGAGUUAUACAUCCAAACGAAAAAGACUUUUAAAGGACAUAGACUUUUACUCGGGAUAAAGCUGUAUUCCCAUUCUAGCUGUAUUAUUUGCUUAAUCUUUUGAAACUGAGAUUGUAUCAUGUAUGAGUGCGACUCUUUUGUAAUGAGAAGCUACCAAUUGGUAAUUUUUGCA
Messenger RNA from Salvia miltiorrhiza (redroot sage), 1810 nucleotides. RefSeq lists its product as uncharacterized. The record is from RefSeq and is a predicted model, not a curated record. Gene Ontology annotation, biological process: intracellular transport. The transcript is spliced from 9 exons. Bases 244 to 1389 code for a protein of 381 amino acids. Lineage: Eukaryota; Viridiplantae; Streptophyta; Magnoliopsida; Lamiales; Lamiaceae.